CGUGUUGCACGUGCUUCUAAAAUUUUUAUUGAUAUUGUGUGCUUAAAGCAAUUAAAUGAGUGUGGCUAUAGCAGAAAAUCAACCCGAGCUCACGGAGAGUGUUGCGGAAAGUACGGAAAAGUCUGAUCAGGCAGAUCAGCAAGAGGCGGCAAGUACAAAAAGUGCAGAGGUGGAAAAAGCCGGCAGUGAGUUUGCUUAUUUGGAACGCAAUGAAUUUACAUCGGAAAUCUAUAAAAUUGAAGUGAAGAACAUGGGUUAUUUUGGCAUUGGGGAAUUUAAGAAGCUGCUCAAAAACACACUGAAGUUGGACAUGACCAAAAUCAAGUCACCCACACGCAAGGAAUUUGCUUUUGUGUGCUUUCGCAGCCAAGCAGACCAGCAGCGCGCCCUAGAAACGCUUAAUGGCUACAAGUGGAAGGGAAGGAUCCUUAAGGCCAUGGCAGCCAAAGCGUCCGCUGAUCCACUGCACAAACGACGCGGCGAAGAGGAUGCCGGUGAAAUCAAACCAAAGCGACAGCGCACUGCCGUUGAGGCCACGUGCCCGUUAGCUGAAAUGCCCUACGAAAAACAGCUGGAACAAAAGACGGAGGAGAUGGCAACGUUGCUCAAGAAAUACACACAGGAACUCCGUCGUCUGAAUGCUGACGCGAAACCGCAUCUGGAUAAGUUUCAAUUUAAAAGUGUUUUGCCCUCACCCACUGUCAAUGGCUAUCGGAAUAAAAACGAGUUCACUGUGGGCAAAAACCUGGAUGGAGAGAUUGUAGUUGGUUUCCGUUUGGGCAGCUACAGCGACGGUUCCGUGGAAGUAGCCGAGGUGCAGCAGUUGCCACAUUUGCCAGCGCAGGCUAAAUGGGCGGCGCAAAGCUUCCAGCAGCUGGUCAGGCAGUCAAAGUUCCAGCCCUUCAAUCCUGUCGGUAACGUGGGCCACUUUCGACAGUUGAUGGUGCGCAGCUCCACCGCAACAGGCGAACUAAUGUUGGUAGCUGGCAUAUACUCAUCCAAUUUGAGCGAAACUGAGCAGCAAGAGCUGCAGAAUGAGCUAAGAACUUUUUACGGGCAGCCGGAGCAGAAUACUACACACAAAUGCACUUCGCUUUACUAUCAGGAUGUCAAGCAUCGCGAGGCGGGCCAAAUGGUCAAUCCUGUCACACAUCUCUCCGGCAGCACACACAUUACGGACACCAUACAGGGGCUGCAGUUUCGCGUCAGCCCCUUGGCCUUCUUUCAAAUCAAUACAGCCGGUGCAAAUGUUCUUUACCAGCAGGCGAUAGACUUGGCCGCACCCAGCCGGGACACUACAAUGCUGGACAUUUGCUGCGGCACUGGGACCAUUGCCUUGGCCUUUGCCAAGCACUGCAAACAGGUGCUGGGCGUAGAAAUUGUACCAGAUGCCAUCAAAGAUGCGGAAUACAAUGCACAAACCAAUGACAUUAAGAAUUGCAAGUUCUUUGCGGGCAAUGCUGAUGACUUCAUAAAAAGCAUGGUGCGGGAGGCUCUGUAUGGACAGGAGCCAGGCAAGCCAGUGGAUUUAAUAGCUGUAGUGGAUCCUCCGCGUGCUGGACUGCAUAAUCGUUCCAUAGCCGCCAUACGAUCGGCGAGUGCCAUCAACCGUCUGGUCUAUGUCUCCUGCAACCCCAACAGUGCCAAGCGUAAUUUCAUAGAGCUAGCUAGACCGGAGUCCAAGCAGUACAAAGGGGAGCCCUUUUAUCCCAAGACAGCCGUAGCUGUCGACAUGUUUCCACACACAACGCACACGGAGCUGGUCAUUUUGUUUGAGCGUGAAACCAAGUCAACAGCAGCUGAGUCUUUGAAAGGAGAGGCCACAGCGGAGGCAACAAAAGAAACCAAUGAAUCUGUGGUGACAUCAGCAACGUGAUGCUGACGGCCUCUCUCGCCUAGCGCUCCUCUCUCUCUCGCUGCUGCUUAUCACGAGGUUGACAUCCAUCAUCGGCUCUUUGUGCGACUGC
Drosophila novamexicana is the source of this 1967-nucleotide messenger RNA. RefSeq names its product tRNA (uracil-5-)-methyltransferase homolog A. NCBI's taxonomy places the organism in Eukaryota, Metazoa, Arthropoda, Insecta, Diptera, Drosophilidae. Gene Ontology annotation, molecular function: RNA binding; RNA methyltransferase activity. Bases 56 to 1876 code for a protein of 606 amino acids. The record is from RefSeq and is a predicted model, not a curated record. The transcript is spliced from 4 exons. Gene Ontology annotation, biological process: RNA processing.